ACAUGUCAUACUCUGUUAACGCUUGGCUCCUUGUGUUAGGUUGUGUGACGGUCUGGUACUGCCAGGCAGUAGAUCACAGCACUGAUUUAGAAUGGAAACUAUGGACACGGCGGUUCGACAAAAGCUAUGCUACCCAAGCAGAAGAAUCACUGAGGAAAACGACAUGGUUGCACAACCGCGCGUUAGUUUUGGAGCACAACAAUCGGCCUGGGGUCACAUUCCGAAUGGGCCUUAACAGUUUAGCCGAUCAGUCCGCGGCCAACCGGUCUAGGAUUCAGUUACCAUGGGCCAGGGACAACCGAAUACCCAUCUCUGGCAGAAAUUCCCAUGCCCCAGCCGAGUUCGACUGGCGGAAGAAAGGGGUGGUUUUGCCGGUGAUCGAUCAGGGACAAAUCGGUUCAGUGCUUGCCUACGUCACAAGAGAUGCUGUGUCGAGUUAUGGGGCCAUCCACAUGGGAUCAUUGUUCAACCUUAGCGUCAGGAGGUCGCUGACUGCUGCGGAAACUGCCAUGCUAGGACCAGUAUUUGAAUGUGUCCAUAAAAUUGGGGGACUGUGUUUGGCACAGGAUUAUAACACGUCAGAUUGUCAACGUCCCACCUGUAAACAAGUCGGACAGGUGGAUGGGGGCCGGACCGUAACAAGCGGAGACGAAGCUGACCUACAGAUGGCUGUUCUCAAGACCCCGGUGUUAGUGGCGAUAGACGCGAGCCAAGUCUCCUUUCAGAUGUAUCAAGCUGGUAUUUACGACGAUCCGAACUGUAGCCCUACACGGCUAGACCACGCCUUACUUCUCGUGGGAUACGGGAAAGACAGUUCUGGCAAUGAGUAUUGGAUUUGUAAGAACAGCUGGGGGAAAGCGUGGGGAAUGCAAGGCUACGUGUACAUGUCCAGAAACAAGAGGAACCAGUGUGGAAUAGCCUCAGCGGCUACGUACCCUGUGUAGGCAGCCAAGCUAAAUACUUCACCUCGAAAUGUUAAAUCUGUGACAUACGA
Liolophura sinensis is the source of this 994-nucleotide messenger RNA. RefSeq names its product procathepsin L-like. Gene Ontology annotation, molecular function: cysteine-type peptidase activity. The coding region runs from base 3 to 944 and encodes 313 amino acids. Lineage: Eukaryota; Metazoa; Mollusca; Polyplacophora; Chitonida; Chitonidae. The transcript is spliced from 5 exons. The record is from RefSeq and is a predicted model, not a curated record. Gene Ontology annotation, biological process: proteolysis.